Athalia rosae (coleseed sawfly) is the source of this 3839-nucleotide messenger RNA. Its product is annotated as protein charybde-like. Gene Ontology annotation, cellular component: cytoplasm. The record is from RefSeq and is a predicted model, not a curated record. Bases 218 to 697 code for a protein of 159 amino acids. NCBI's taxonomy places the organism in Eukaryota, Metazoa, Arthropoda, Insecta, Hymenoptera, Athaliidae. Gene Ontology annotation, biological process: negative regulation of signal transduction; apoptotic process; regulation of TOR signaling. The transcript is spliced from 4 exons.
GCCGGCGAAUCAGUUGUUUGAAGGACGAGUGGAGUGGUGGUCGUGUAGCUUCUUUAAAGCUUCACCGGCUCAUAUAACGUAAUCUUUUGUUCCGUUUUAACGUACCAAGAUCACACCACGUACUACAUUUACAUAGUUUAUCGGUAGUCUACCGAUUAAUAGUGGAUUUUCUUUUAUAAAAGUGUAUAUAAAAGAUAUAUUUUUUAAUUCAUUAAUAAUGGAGGUGCUACCGUGUCCCGUAAAUGUGAAUUUCAGCAACAAUAGAGCUGGAUAUGCAACCGAAGAAUUAGACGGUGCUUGCCAAGCUUUGGCACGACGGUUGGAAGUCGAACUCAGGGCAGCUAAACAUGCUCAGCUUGCUUGUGGUGAAGUUUUGCUACCUGCAGAUCUUCUUCCCCGAAUUGCUGAGGAUGUACUAGCUAUGGCAGAGAACGAACCCUGUGGUCUUAGAGGCUGUACACUAUUCAUAAGCUUUGAGACAGACAGUCUUUGCCGAAGGCUCUCCAGAGUCCAAUGCGAUCCAAGUGCAGUUUCUACAUUCGAGCUUUAUCUUACUCUCAAACAAGAUCACACGUCGUGGCACAUCUUAUUGCCACAAUUUCUUAAAAACUUGACCCGAGGUGGAACAAUAAUGAUCAGCAGGGAUUUCACUUUGGAGAAGAAGAAGCUGUACCGAUCGUACCAGCAAGAUCAUUGAGCGUUCAAUCACGCAGCGUUUGGAUUGAGUAAAAUGAACAACUACUCUGAGUGAGCAGGAUCAACAAUGGAUUACAAACUUAACGCGCGCCAGUCGGUGGCCUAUUUGAGGCAGCCCACGCAUGCACGUCUAACCAUUGGAAGAUUUUCUCACCAUCACGGGCAGCAUACAAAUCCAGGCAGAGAAGAACGAUGGAUCCAUAAACAAAGGGGGGAGAAGAGUGAACAGAGAGAGGAAGGAGACUGCAGCUGGAGUUUGACGGUAUAAACAUUUUGAAACUCGUCUUAAUAUGAUAUUUUCGUAAGGGUUAAAAAGAUAACCGUCUGUCAACACCGCAAAACACGUUGUAUAAAGAUGUGUAUUAUCAGUAGUUUCUGAUAAUGAUAACGUUGGAGAUAAUGAUAAUGAUGAUCCACUGCAAUGGUAUGGGGAAACAUAUUUAAUCUAAUAUUAGGAAUAUAAUAUUGUGAUAGAGAAAACAAAUUAUAGUAGUAGCGCAGCUCUUCUGAGAAGAGAUUUAAUGUCUUCGUUUAGAAGAUGCAUCAUUUAAAGACUUUUAACAAAUUUCACGUGAUAUGUAGUGUAAAAGUGAUGUUUUAUUAUAUAUAUAUAUAUAUUUAGUCGUGUAAGUAGGCUAGGUUUAGUUACUUCAAGUGCAGGUCGUGGACCAUGAUAUCUAUCGUUCAUUCUAUUGGAAAAAAAAAUAUUUUUACGGCUGCUAAAAAUCCCAGCAUCCGCUAUCUCGCGCAUAUUAAUUACUGACAUCCAAAUUUCAAUAAUUUUCUCGACUUGUCGGAUUUCUUUUUUUCUGAUACACGUUGGUCGUUAAGAGUUUUCAUUAAAUUUUCUCCAUUUAAUUAACGGUUUCUUUCUUUUUUUUUUUUUUUUAAUUUAAUUUUUUAUUUUUCUUCAAUUAGAUGUGUAGACAGCUGUUCUUAGCGUAGUUUUUAAAACCGUACCUGUGGAUUCAGUAAAACGAACCAGUGUCAAAAACAAUUUCGAGGUGUUCGAUCGAGCGAGCGAACAAACGAACGAACGAAUGAAUGCUUUAGAUGGUUUUUUUGUUCAAUCAAUCAAUCAUUUUCGUUUUUUUUUUCAAUUUUUUUUAUACUUAUCACUACGAUAAUCUCGGAUUUUUUUACAUAUAUUAUCUGCCGUUGGGAAAAGUUGAUACCGACCCGCUGGUGGUAUUGUGAUAUUAAAAAAAAGCAAGUGUGAUUAAUAUAAGUUUUAAGUCCAUUUUUUGUCUACUUUCUCGGAGCUGCGCGAUGAAUGUGCGGCUUUAAAAGAAAAAAAGAUAUUCUCGGGUUUAAUUACGUACAGAAUUUCACGACCUCUUAAAUUUCAUUCGAUCAACAGCAACGAUUAUUUUGAAAUCCAUGAAUUGCAUAGAAAAAUUUCUCAAUAACGAUUAAGAGAUUUUUGUUUACCGAUUUCCCGUACAUGAUUCUAGCAGUUGGCCAUCGCGGUGCCCCGUCGAUUUGGUUUGUUAACAUUGAUCAGAUCAGACCGAUGGCCUUCGAAUUUCAAUACAUGUGAUCUUAUAUCAUUACUAUGAUUAUAAAGAAAUAGCGUUUAGAAAUGCUAUCGUCUAUAUAUAUUUUUAUACUGACAGAGAACACACCGAGGUGUCAAUCCGAACUCCUCCCGUUCAGGCAAAGAAAAAAAUGAAAUUUCAAUCAUCAAUUUUCAUCUUGAAUUCGGAAAUAAGCGCCGCUGUAUGUUCUCUAGUGAGUUGAAAGCAACAAAAAAAAAAAAAGAAAAGAAAAAUACAAAAAAAGUUCUAUGAAAUAAAAUAAGAAAAAGAAAUAAUAAAAAAUACAAAUUCUAUGGAAUAUAUACGUAUAUAUGAGAGCACAGAUAACCCAUUCAUAUAUGUAUACAUAUAUAUAUUAUAUAAAUAUACAUAUGUGCACACAUAUAUGUAAUGUAUAAAUCUAUAUGUAAAAUAUUUAAUUUUUCACACAACGAUAUUACGAUAAAGUAUUUAUAAUCUGCAUAGCACGCAAGUAAAAAAAGAAGCGAAAUCAGAAUUUGUUACGAUAAAUUUGAGUGUCCCGCACAUUGGAUCUUUGCGUGGUCAUAUAUUCGAUCGGUUCAUAAUAAAUUAAAAAGUUCGACGUAUAUCCCUAAAACCUUCGGUAAGAUUUACGGAUAUUAAAAUCGGACAGAACCUGAUCUAGCGCAAAGAUCACUUGUUGGAUAUCUUCUUUCAGACGAUCGAAACUUCUGUCGGUUUGCAUUGCAGGCUCUUCAAUAAGUUUAUAUGAAGAAAAAUAAAAAGAAGAGAUGAAGUGAAUUCCGUAUUUUUCGAUAAAUCAUUUAAUAUUAACGAAAAGUAUAGAAUAUCAAUUUUACAAUCGCACUUCUAACUUAUGUUAAUACAUGAUAAUUUUUUUUUGUAUUUUAUUUCAUCGUUCUUAUUAAUUUUUUUUUUUUUUUUCUUCAAUUCAAUAUAGCUUUUUUACUUUUCUUUCGUUUUUUAUUUGUUCAAAUUUAGUUCUAAUGAAUAUGUCAAAAGUAUUGGUACUAGAAUAAUAAAAAGAAAAAAGUUCAUGACAGUAUUGUAAUAUCUUCACCAAAAUUUUUCUGUUCCUCAGUUUCUGAGUGAAGAAAUUUGAGCAAAAGUCACAUCAUAAGUUAGAGGUGUUUUAAUGAAGUAUAAUUCUCAUGAAAUCCUCUCAGUCUAUGGGGGGAUGAUUGAGAAAUAUUUCGGGAAAACACCAAAGAGACAACACGAUCUCACGCGUAUAUCAAUGUAAAAUGAAUAAACGUUUGAAGAGCGAUAGAGAGGGAGAGAGAGAGAAAAAGGAAAAAUGAAUAAGUAGAGCUAACGCGGGCCACAAAUUAAAUAGAAUAUGUAAUAUCUAAUAUUUAAAUGAAUGUUGUCAUCGGUUCGAACCGGUAAAAAGAAAAAAGAGAAAAAGAAAAAAAAAAAAAUUCGAUUCGGUGUUAUCCGAUCGCAUCCAAUUUUCUAUAAACAAUAUUAUAUAGGUCUAGUAUCACUUGACUCUUCGCAAUAUCUUUCGUAUUUAGUACUAUUAUACUAUAUAUUAUAUAUAUGUGAUGUUAUUUCUAAUUUGUAAUAUUUACAGUAGGAGUGACAAAAAAAUAAUAAUAAAAAAACAAAGUUUAAUAAUAA